Molecule: messenger RNA, 1692 nt
Organism: Necator americanus (New World hookworm)
Lineage: Eukaryota; Metazoa; Nematoda; Chromadorea; Rhabditida; Ancylostomatidae
Exons: 12
Coding region: 1-1692 (563 amino acids)
Biological process (GO): non-canonical Wnt signaling pathway; canonical Wnt signaling pathway
Cellular component (GO): plasma membrane
Molecular function (GO): Wnt-protein binding; Wnt receptor activity
Source: RefSeq, a predicted model, not a curated record
AUGCAGCUGCUCAGCUUCCUCGUCGUGCUCCAACUCCUAGCUCAAGCUUACGUCGACGCUGCUUCUAUAUUCGACCAGACAUCAAAAGGGAAGUGUCAACCGAUUGAAAUUCCACUAUGCAAAGAAGUACCAUACAACUACACGUAUUUUCCAAAUCCAUACCUACAACAGGACCAACAAAGUUUACAAACGAACACCGAACACUUCAAGCCUUUGAUCAAGACGAAAUGCAAUCGCAACAUACAAUUCUUCGUGUGCUCCGUGUUCGCCCCGAUGUGUCCAGAAGGCAUGCCGCAGGCGGUGACCAGCUGCAGAUCCGUCUGCGAACAGGUCAAAGCUGAUUGUUCAUCUAUUUUGGAGGAAUUCGGCAUACAAUGGCCGGAGCCACUGGACUGCGCUCGUUUUCCCCAAGAGCCGGAUUUGUGCAUGAAUCCAGGCGAGGACCGGCACAGCUACGAAAAGACGUCCAUUCAUCGUCACCACCUGCAUCCCUCAUCGCUUUCAUGUCCUCACGAUCUUCUGGACAUUGAUCCUCUGGAUAAUGAGGGAAUGUGUGCUUAUAAAUGCGGUGCGGAUGUGAUGUUCAGCAGCGAGGAGAAGGCUGCAGCUCGUACGUGGAUGAUUUUGUGGGGCGGUUUUGACUUCAGUAUGAGUCUGUUCACCUUCUUGACUUUCCUGAUCGAACGAAAUCGUUUUCGAUUUCCGGAACGAUGUGUGUUCUACAUCGCUUUGUGCUUCAUGUUCUACUCGAUACCGUACUUAUUCCCGUUGAUCAUGGACUACUCAGCACGUGCUUGUGACGAGCUGCUCAAUGGACAGGCUUAUUUAGUGUUUUCCGGCUUUGAAAAUACCAACUGCUUGUUUUCGUUCGUGUUCACGUACUACUUCGGCACUGCCAGCAGCUUGUGGUGGCUGAUGUUCGCUUUCACGUGGUACCUGUCCGCAUCUCGUAAAUGGGUCCCGGAGGGUAUUGAUGCGUGUUCUAGUUACCUACAUUUGGUGGCUUGGGGAACUGCGUCACUUAUGACAAUCGUGGUACUUGUUACACAAAAGGUGGAUGCAUCCGAACUUUCGGGGAUCUGCUCUGUCGGAAACACUGACCCACAAGCCCUGAUGGCUUUCUCGUUGGUACCGCGGUCGACUUUUGUCUUUCUGGGCACCUGUUUUGUCAUCGCAGGAUUUGCGAGUAUGUGCCGGGAACGUGACAGCUUCAGGAGAAGAGGCACAGAUACCUCAAAGCUCGACAAAUUAAUGUUCAAAAUGGGUCUAUUCUGUCUCGUCUAUAUUUUCCCAGCAGCAACGCAAAUUUUAUGCGAUGUCUACGCUUUCAACAUAACGAAGAAGUGGUAUCCAACAACGAUCGCAUGUAAAAGAAGUGGCGGAGUGGAGGGCGGACAUUGUCAUCGACCUCACCUGCCACAGGCUGAGAUCUAUCAUCUGAAUCUCAUGAUGUCGCUGGCAAUAGGGGCCUCGUGUGCUAUGUGGGUACUGUCACCGAAAACGUUGCUUUCAUGGCAUCGUGUUCUCUGUUGCGGUAUGUGCCGACCAGCUCCUCAGAAAGCGUCAACCGCUACCUUUGCAAGUCGCCCACUUCUGGAACCACCUACUGCUCCACCACCUCAUCCUCCAUCACAUUAUGUACCGAUGUCAACGCAUAGUCAAAAUGCCUGGCGACCAUCAAAAGUUGUCUAA